Kwoniella shivajii is the source of this 3696-nucleotide messenger RNA. RefSeq lists its product as uncharacterized. Gene Ontology annotation, molecular function: ATP binding; protein serine/threonine kinase activity. Gene Ontology annotation, biological process: intracellular signal transduction; protein phosphorylation; negative regulation of glycogen biosynthetic process. The record is from RefSeq and is a predicted model, not a curated record. Lineage: Eukaryota; Fungi; Basidiomycota; Tremellomycetes; Tremellales; Cryptococcaceae. The coding region runs from base 1 to 3696 and encodes 1231 amino acids. The transcript is spliced from 6 exons. Gene Ontology annotation, cellular component: nucleus; cytosol; cytoplasm.
AUGCCAGUGAUUGAUCUAACGUCUGAUAAGAAUCCUUUCACAUUAGACACUGCUCUCCUCAACUCUCCUCCUCGCCAUUCCGAAAUCACUCACUCACAACCUAUCGAUGAUGGACAGUCGAAAUUAGGUAUAGAUACUGGAAUGAACGCGGGUGAUAAUUAUCCUACACCUACUUCUCCUUUACGUCAACCAAAUCACAAUUCUCACCAUCACCAUCACCAUCACGAAAAUAAUCAUGGAGAUGGACAUGCUCACACCCAUCAUCAUCACCACGAACUUGGACAUGAACAUGAACAUCCACAUGCUGGACCUUCACAUGGACAUAGGGCGAUACCUCCUCCACCGAAUCCUAGAAGACACAGAUCAGGGAUCCUGAUGUCAAGGGUCAGAGCCGCAUCGAGUGGAUCAGCAAUCAAAUUCGGAUCAAAUACAAGUGGAAGUAAAAGUCACGGAGAUCUAGCAUCCUUCGGUGGAUUUACAAGUCUUAAUGAUGAAAAGGAUACCGAAGACGAUGAUUACGAUUGUAUAAACAAUGAAGAAAUAGAUGAUGAACCGCAAGAUGAAAGAAGACGGUACAGGACUUUUAGUAGAGAUGGAUGGAAAAGACAUGUCAGCGACGGUCAACAAUCACAUAGAAAGGCUAGCGUGGAUGAAGGUGGUGAAGAUACUGUCUGGGAUAAUUCCGCACGAUACUAUCACCAUCUUCACUCUCGCCCACCUUCUAGAUCUGGAUCAGCAGCUACAUCACCUGAACAUUCCCCAACACUUCACGCUAGAGCUGUCUCUUCCCCUCAGACUUCUCCCAUCUUUGUACGGCGAAAUCUGACUUUACCUACGAAUGGCCCAGGACCUCCUGCUCCAGGUGCUGGCAUGUCGAAUUCCCUCUCACCGAAUCAACAUUUCUUGCAAACACACCUUCCUCCAACUUUUCAACACAGCGGAUCAAGUCCCGAAAGUUCCAUCAUAGAACACCACCAUCAUGCUUCUGCUAUGGUUUUCACCCCUACUACUCAAGAAUGGAGGGAAUUGCAGACCACACCUGAAUGGCAGGAAAUACAUACACUUGGCACCAAAACCUCAGAGAUGGAACCUUCCUUUAGUGGAUCAAGUUCUGAAGAUGAAGGGAAAGGAUCAAUGGAUAGCGGAAGUGCGAGUGGCAGUGGAAGAACUCGAUCUGCAUCGUCAAGUAUGCUUUUUCGACCUGACAGUCACAAUUCGCCUCAAAAGCAGUCCAAUCGACGUCCAGGUUUACAUACUGCUAUAUCUGUGGAUUAUCUCGGAUCGGAGAAACAGCAUACACCUGAUCCCGGUUCCCCUAUCCUGAGCCCAGCGGAUGAAGACGAGGGUACUGGAUCGCCUGGUCGAGCUGGUAUACCUAUCUUCAACCCUAUCAUCAUCGCUCCAAGCCCUAUUAUGCCCGUAUCUGAGAAGGUAGACAUAGCUCUGGAAUCGCCAACUAAGCAAAGUACACAAUCUGCUCCGGUUACACCCUUGAUCGCAAAUCCGAAAGAUCACGGAAAUGUUUUUGACAACCACGCAAUCGAUGAUGAGGAUAUCAUUUUGGCCAACCCUGAUUCAGAUAGCCCAGCCCGAUUCGCUUCAAUCGGCAGACGGGAUAGUUUGCGUGCUAUCAAAAAGCCUGGUGACCCUCCACCUUUACCUCGAACCAAGACCAAGCGAGAAUUGGAGAGGGAAAAGCUGCUCUCGAUGGUCGAUGAAGAGCUCGAAGCCGACAAGCAAUCGCCGACGCUCGAUGAAAAUAAUAGAUGGGGAGGCGGUGUCCACGAGAUUGGCUCAGGACUCGGUUUGGGAUCAACACCACCUGUAUCUUACUCAGAAGUCAGGAUAGAUCCAGAUGUGACCACUCGAUCUAAUUCGGCCGAUCCAAUUUUAAACGGUAAAGCAGAACCCGUCAACCCAUUCGAAAGUACUUUUGCCCAAAUGAAAAGUGUUUCGUUGCCUGGGAAACCCAAAGGCCCGCUAAACGUCCCAUCUUCAACAUUCAAACCGUCACCAUUACAAGCUUCACCCGUCAAUGCUCCCCUUGGACUUGAGUCACCAUCAUCAGCGAACACCUCACCCGCAGAAACACCCAAUAACGUGUCUACUACACCCACUGCCAUGCCUGGCCCUUCAACUUUAGCUUCUAUAAGGGAUUACGCAAGAAUCAUAUCACGCUCAAGGCACCCAUCUGUAGAGAAACAUAUCAACAAAGACGCUUCUCCACCUAUAUCACCUAGAUCCCCUCGAAGAAGAGAUACAAAUCGAGUAUCCCUUGUAGCUGGAAGAGUCGUCCAACCAUUCGCCAUACCGCCUUCAACUUCCCUUCCGCCUACAGGUACCCAUAUGGACAAGCAACCAUCCUUACAAUCUUUCUCACCUUUCAGAUCACCAGCUUUAUCUCCUUCAAACAAGUCGCCAAGCUCAUCUAGUAUCCCACAAUUCCCUCGUUUAGACUCGACCAUCUCCAUCGCUCCCUCCAUCUUUGCGCCCAGUGGGAACACCACUCCCACAGACGAGACUGCUGGAGGAAUCGGAGGAAGAGGAAUAGAAGAUUACGUUAUUCUCAAAGAAGCCGGUAAAGGUGCUUAUGGAUUGGUCAUGAGAGCUAAAGUUAAAGGACCGAAAGGGGAACCUGUAGGGGACGAGGUCAUCAUCAAAUACAUUAUUAAAGCAAGAAUCUUGGCGGACUGCUGGAAAAAGCAUAAAGUGCUUGGACCCAUCCCAGUAGAAAUCCACGUAAUGGAUCAACUCCGACACCUGCUCUACAACAAACCCAAUCAACCCCUCCCUUGGGACCCAUCUCGAGCUCGUUCAGAGUUCUCCCCUGCCCUUCCUACAGCAGAUAGCCCUUCAAGUCAAGGUAGUUCAACUUUCAAGACUCCCGAGACCAACUGGGACAAUGCUCAUUCAGAUAAAAUCGUUGAUCCGUUUGUUUCUACUCAAAAUUACAUUGCAGCGGAAAUCAAAACCAGUCCGGAAAGAGGCCAUCCCAAUAUCGGAAAAUUGUUGGAUUUCUUUGAGGACAGGGAGUUUUACUAUCUGGUAAUGCCUCGAUUCGGAACUGGGUUAGAUCUGUUUGAUCGAGUCGAAUCAUCUCCCACUGGGUUGGAACCAUUUGAAAUACGAUCAUUACUUGGACAGUUAUCUGACGCGGUCAAAUUCUUGCACGCAAAUGGAAUUGUUCAUCGAGAUAUCAAAGAUGAAAAUGUGAUUUUAGAUGGUAAAGGAAGAUGUCAACUGAUUGAUUUCGGUUCCGCGGCACAUUGGAGACCUGGUAAAAGAUGGGAUACAUUUUCUGGAACGUUACAUUAUGCUUCACCUGAGAUACUUCGAGGAGAAAUGUAUGGCGGGAAAGAACAAGAUGUAUGGGCAUUAGGAGUAGUUGGUUACGUUCUAUUAGUUGGUGAAACACCUUUCUCAGAUCUACCAGACGAAGUCCUAGAAGGUCUUUCGGAAGAAUCAAGAGCUUCAGAAGUGUUAGAAGAAAGGUGUGGAAACGGUCAUCAAAAUGAAGGUACAGAAGAUGAUCAAGGAGGUAAACUUUCUGAGGCAUCUGAUUGGGUAAGAAGAUGCUUGGAAUUGGAUACCAACGAAAGACCCUCAGCGGAAAUACUAUGCGAACAUCGAUACCUUAAAGGAAAAGGUGGUUGGAUAGGUAAGAAAGGUUGGUUGAACGCGGGUGUGGCGAAGUAA